GUGUGAGCACAACAACAGACAGAAUCACUGUGCACGUAUUAUUACAGUUUUAAUCGAUAAAAUUUCGAAUUCGCUGAAUUUUUUUUGCAACACAAAAUUUAAAAAAAAAUGCAAACUCUUGGAAACAUAUUCGAAAAUGAGGAUAACGUUUUUCUCAAACUUCCACACUAUUUUAAGCCAUUGCAAGCGAUUAACGCUGUAAUUCUGGCGGUUUGCAUUGGAUCGACGGCUUCCGGGGAUAAUGGGAUUCUUUGGUUUACUCUAAUUGUUCAAUUAAUUAUUUCCGCGGCGGCAACGGUAAUCUUCGCCCUGCGGAUUCAGGAUGAGCUCAUGGAGAGUAUUUCGAAUGGAAGCAUCGCGUGGAAUGUCGUGGAGCUCGUGUAUUCCUUUAUUUUGGCGGUCCUCUCCGUGAUUUCCGUCUGGCUUUCGUUUUCGUUCGCGAAUCGGUCGCUUUUCGGCACUUCUGCGGGAUAUAUUGCUGCUGGGGUUUUCUUCAUCGUACAAACAAUUUUCUACGCUGUCCCAUGUACUGUAAUCUAUCGUGAGGUACAGACAACUUCGGAUACCGAACGUCAGAAUAUUGUGAUCGAACCAGCACAUCCAUUCCGUUCUAAUGCUUAUCAAGACUUGUGAUUUUGUAGAUUUAUUCAUUUUUCUUUUUUGCUUAUUUUCACAAUAAAUUAUUCUUUUAUUGACUCUAAAA
Caenorhabditis elegans is the source of this 703-nucleotide messenger RNA. It is a transcript of the gene drr-1, whose product is annotated as MARVEL domain-containing protein. Gene Ontology annotation, cellular component: membrane. The transcript is spliced from 4 exons. The record is from RefSeq and is marked reviewed. NCBI's taxonomy places the organism in Eukaryota, Metazoa, Nematoda, Chromadorea, Rhabditida, Rhabditidae. Bases 109 to 633 code for a protein of 174 amino acids.